UCCCAGAACCGCAACCAGGUUCAUAGCUGCUUUGUGUAGCCCUUGCUUUGAGUCAGUCGCACACUCUGGAGUGGAUAGCUACAUGGAAGGAGCGAGGCGGACCCUGUCGUUCUCCAUCAUCAAAAUCCUAGGGACGGAGAAAGCUGUGUGCAGUAGUGAAGAGUUUUCCUCUCCCUGUACUGCCACCAACACCAGUGGCAUUCCAGUGGAUGAUAGGGGCCCUUCAGACUGCCCCUCGUGUAAUGAGCUGGAGCUAGACAGCAGAGGGGAGCCAGAGCAGGAUAGGGGAGCAAAAGAAGAGGAUGAUGAUGAAGAAGAAGAAAGCAACAGAGUAGGAUCAAAACUGUACCCAGGGAACAAUCCAAACGUGAAGAGACAG
Geodia barretti is the source of this 379-nucleotide messenger RNA. Lineage: Eukaryota; Metazoa; Porifera; Demospongiae; Tetractinellida; Geodiidae. The record is from the annotation of a GenBank genome assembly.